UUGUGCAAUGCAUAAAUUUUUAUAUCUUAAAACAUUUAUAAAUUUAAAAUAUAAAUAAAGUAUGGCUAGUAUAGAAUUAGACAUAUGGCGAGGAGAAUGGGGUUUAGCUUCAAUUGAUUUAGAAUGCCUAAAAGUUUUGACGUAUAUGAAAUUUAUCGGCGUGCCUGUUAAAGUCAGAGAAGUCAGUAAUCCAUUUUUCACACCAAAAGGCACUCUUCCAGUCGUUAGGGAUGGGAGGAAGGUACUGACAAAUUUUGAAGAAGUUGUUGACUAUCUGAAGACUUUGCAUUACAGCACUGAUCUUCAUUUGAACACAAAACAGGCAGCAGAAGCCAGUGCUUUCACUCAAUAUUUGAAAGACAAGUUGUAUCCAGCUUAUCAGUACUGCUGGUGGGUAGACGAGAAGAACUAUGGAGAUUUGACCAGACCCACAUAUGCGAAGGCCUUGCAGCUACCAUUUAAUUUUUACUACCCAUCAAGAUAUCAGAAUGCCGCCAAAGACAUGAUAGAAGCUCUGUUUGGAGAACACGCAGACUUGAGAGAAAUCGAAAGAACUGCAUUUCUUGAAGCAGAAAAGUGCCUUAAAACUUUGUCGGACAGGCUCGGGGAGAGCGAAUAUUUCUUUGGAAACCGACCUACGUCAUUCGAUGCUGUUGUGUUUGCUUACCUGGCACCUUUGGUCAAAGCACCCUUUCCAAAUCCCACACUAGCUAAUCAUGUUAAAGCAAUUAAUAAUUUGAGUAGGUUUGUGGCAAGGAUUAGUCAGAAAAAUUUUAGAAAUGUCACAGACGAAUACAACAAGCAGAAUGCAAAAAAGAAGUCAGCGGGCACACAGUCUGAGAGUGAAAUAGCAAAUUUUCCAAACCAGACAAGAAAUAAAAUAUUAGCAGCACUGUUUGCAGCUAUUGCUAUGACUGGCUUUGCUGUUGCUAAUGGAAUGUUCCAAGACAUGAAAGAAUUCCAGCAUUCCCAAGACUACAGUGAGAUGUUUGAGAAUGAAGAAGACAACUGACACUAGCACCUCUGGAUCAUAAUACCAUCACGCUGGCCAAGAGAAUACACCUCAUCAAAUUUAAUUAGUGCACUUUCAUGCAUUUUCAUAUCACAUAGUGUAUAUUGUGCUAAUGGUGACUAUGAACGCCAAAAAUGAAAUGUUUAAGCCAUAUGAAAUUAUAUUUGUUCAAAACGUUUGUUCCAAAAUUUUAAAACUAUUCUAAUGUAAAUUUUAAAGUAUAAAAAUUGUGCAUUAGAGUUCCUAAAUAUAAAGAAAUAUAUUAUAACCUCCUUACUAAUAAAAAUAAUUACUAUACAGAAGAUAAUACUUGUAAGUUCUAAAUAAGUAAAUACUUCUAAGUUCUAAAUAAGUAAAUACUUCUAUUAGUAAGGAGUAGAAGUCAAAUUGUACUAACUUGAAAAGUCAUUACGAAGCAUGCAUUUUAUCUGAUCAUUGUAUUUAUCAUGCAUUUUACGAGAAAGCAUUUAAACUAGUUUUAAUGGCUAGGUUGUCAAUUGUUUGUGAAAAGAUUGUUUGUGAAUGCUUGCUACGUGGGUAGAUUCACAUUUUGUUAAUAAAAGUGAUUUGGUUUGUUGUUAGGUUAUUAAA
This is a messenger RNA of Aricia agestis (brown argus), 1603 nucleotides long. RefSeq names its product metaxin-1. Gene Ontology annotation, biological process: mitochondrion organization. The record is from RefSeq and is a predicted model, not a curated record. Lineage: Eukaryota; Metazoa; Arthropoda; Insecta; Lepidoptera; Lycaenidae. Bases 62 to 1012 code for a protein of 316 amino acids. Gene Ontology annotation, cellular component: SAM complex. The transcript is spliced from 6 exons.